AUGGUGGCGCCUUUAUUGUCCGGCUUCUGCCACCCUGUGCCUCUUUGCGGGGGGUAUCCUGCGCAGACGAAUUCGCCUCGGAUGCAAUUGUUACCUAUCAUGUUGGUCAGCAUGUCUAGUUCCGGGCUGUUACCGUUGGUGUUGGUGUUGUUGUUGUUGCUGCUGCUGCUGCUCCUUCUCCUUCUCCUGCUCGUACAAACACGUCUGAAAGGAGGACAAACUCACAUUCAGGCUUCUGCUCGUCGCACUUCUUCUUUCGCCUUCGACACGUCAGACAGCCAGUCUUCGUGCGGUUACUAAAAUUCCGCUUUCGC
Messenger RNA from Sodiomyces alkalinus F11, 314 nucleotides. RefSeq lists its product as hypothetical. The transcript has a single exon. Bases 112 to 300 code for a protein of 62 amino acids. Lineage: Eukaryota; Fungi; Ascomycota; Sordariomycetes; Glomerellales; Plectosphaerellaceae. The record is from RefSeq and is a predicted model, not a curated record.